AUGACCAAUGUUUCUAAGUUAAAUGUAUCACGUGAUUACACCGUAGCAGGACCAACCACAGCAGAAGCAGGACCCCCCAGCACCGAAGCAGGACCAACCACAGCAGAAGCAGGACCCACCAGCACCGUAGCAGGACCAACCACAGCAGAAGCAGGACCAACCAGCACCGUAGCAGGACCAACCACAGCAGAAGCAGGACCAACCAGCACCGUAGCAGGACCAACCACAGCAGAAGCAGAACCCACCAGCACCGUAGCAGGACCAACCACAGCAGAAGCAGGACCCACCAGCACCGUAGCAGGACCAACCACAGCAGAAGCAGGACCCACCAGCACCGUAGCAGGUUCUACCAGCAAAGAAUUAGGACCGACCAGCCCCCGUAUCGGCACCGUAGCAGGACUUACCAGCCCCGUAUCGGCAUCGUAG
This is a messenger RNA of Mytilus trossulus (common blue mussel), 426 nucleotides long. RefSeq lists its product as uncharacterized. Bases 1 to 426 code for a protein of 141 amino acids. NCBI's taxonomy places the organism in Eukaryota, Metazoa, Mollusca, Bivalvia, Mytilida, Mytilidae. The transcript is spliced from 2 exons. The record is from RefSeq and is a predicted model, not a curated record.